This is a messenger RNA of Physcomitrium patens, 1798 nucleotides long. RefSeq names its product GDSL esterase/lipase At4g01130. Gene Ontology annotation, molecular function: hydrolase activity, acting on ester bonds. The record is from RefSeq and is a predicted model, not a curated record. NCBI's taxonomy places the organism in Eukaryota, Viridiplantae, Streptophyta, Bryopsida, Funariales, Funariaceae.
GAGUCUUCUCAGGUUGCAGAGCCACAAUCCACCUCCUCGAGGGCUAUACCGUUAGAUAAAGCAAUCAUUCGACUUCCCACUUCUUCACCUAUCAGCUAGACAAGAAAGACUUGAGAGAGCCGCAGUGUGUCGACUUCAACCCGGCGUCGCAACAACACCAAACAUGGGCAGCCUCCAUCUCCUCCGUUUUGGGGCCCUGCUACUCUGCACCCUCCACCUUGUUUCGGCCCAGACCGCUUUGCCCAACUGCUCCUAUCCCGCGGUGUAUGGCUUCGGAGACUCCCUCACUGACGUCGGCAACGGCAUCGCCGCCUUCCCGGAGAAGUUCCAACACUGCGAGGAGGACCCCUACGGCGUUACCUUCCCCAUGCAUGCUGCGGAUCGAUUCACGGACGGAAAGAUGUUCAUCGACUUCCUUGCUUUCGGAGUGAGGAGACGCCCAACCUACGCCGUCCUGAGAGGAACGGCUGGCGAUUUCACCUACGGUACCAACUUCGCUGCGUCUGGAGGCCCCGCCAGGCCCGUCAAGGUGUGGAACAGCGACGACAAGUUCACCACACCCUUCUCCUUGGAGGUGCAGCAGCAGUGGUUCCAGCGCUACAAGAUCCGGCUCUGGUUCUACGAAUCGCCCGUGUACAACCCCAACGGGCGACUCGUCCAAAGCCUCCCCAAGCUCGCCAACAUCAGUGCGUCCUUGUACACGGUGUGGGCUGGAUACCAAGACUACUUCUUCAGCCUGUACGACAAGAAACUCACGGUGGGGCAGACCUUGAAGAUCGUGCCUGACGUGGUGAAGGCCAUCGAGGAGCACAUUGAGAAGAUGCUGGCGGUGGUGGAGUACACUCCUCCGGGCUUCCCCUCAAUGCUGAUGCCCCCGGCAAAGGAGAUCCUGAUCCAGAACCAGCUUCCCCUGGGUUGCGUUCCCGCCAUGCUCACCCUGUACGGCGGAUCCAAGGCCAAGUACGACGAGUACGGAUGUUUGAGCAGCCUCAACAAGAUCUCCGAGGCUCACAACACGCUGCUGGGCCUGAAGGUGGAGGAGUUGCGCAAAAAGUACCCGGAUGCCAAGCUCUACUACGGCGAUGUGUAUGCCGUGUACACCGACAUCCUCAAGGAGCCCGCCAAAUACAAUGUGACGGCUCCACUGAAGGCGUGCUGCGGAGUGGGAGGAGACUACAACUUCAACAAGGACGUGUGGUGCGGCCAGAGCGGAACGGUGGAGGGCAAGUUCGUGAACCUGACAUCCACCUACUGCGCCGAUCCCGUGUCCACCUUGAGCUGGGACGGCAUCCACACCUCCAACACGGUGAACAAGGCCCUGGCCACGGCGUUCCUGACGGGCAAGCACAUCUAUCCCGAGGGCGGCUUGAAGUGCAACGCGGACUUCAAAUUCUGGGAAGCCAGGACCUAAGAGGUCGGCGGGGCUCCGUCACAAGAAACGGAGCAUCUCCGGAGAGCACGACGUCAAGCUUGGAGGAGAGACCGCCACACAUAGCAGCAUCAUCAGCGGUUGCAGCUGGGACAAUCUGGGCGAAUCGCCCAUCGAGAAAUGCCAGUUGUGAGGGAGCAAGGGUGAGUGGAAGUGCGAGCUGCGAGUGCGUGAGGUGUAAAAACAUAGACGUAAAACAUGUAGGAGUGAUAGGAGCGUUGUUGGUAAUAACUGGGGCGCGGUGGAAUUCCAACCAGCGAACAGAGAGGGGUGUGAUGUAGCGGCGGAGACGAGAAUGUCUCGAACCUAUGCACUGUAUUGGGCUGGACUGUUAUUUGGAGUAAACUUGAUUGAUCUAUGCACAAAUUA